UUGCCAGUUGGUCGCCGGGGUGCAGUUGCUCGCAGCUCAGUCGUGGCGAUCGCCAGGUGAACGAAGGUUGUGUGGCGCAGAGUUUUAAAUUUUUGAAGCCAGAAGAUUGCAAUUGGAUUAUAUACUAUACCCAACCAUGUCGGGCAAACUGAUCAUGAAGCGCAAGCGAGCCAGUCAGGAGGAGCAACAGCAGCAACAUCAGCAGCAGCAGGCGCAGGAGCAACAUAUCCCGGAGCAGCAGCAACAUCAACCGGAAGAACCAGCUCCAGAGAAGCGCCAUCGUCCUCUGACUCCACCCGCCGAAGAAGAGCCAGCUCAGGACUAUCCAUCCCCAGCAGAAUCUCCCAAUCGAAUCCUUUUAGAAGCCCUGCAAAAGAUCAUGGAGCUGCAGGCAGAAUUAGAUGCCUUUGAGCACGAUCUAGAUGAACGGGAUGGAUAUGCUGGAGGAGCAGCAGGAGCCCAAGAUGAGGAUGCCGUAGAGAGUGCAGAGGAGGAUGCCGAGGUGGCUGCCCAGUUUGCACCACCCACCCCAGGCCAAAGGAGUCAGGCGGAGGCACUGGGCUUCGCCAUGUGCGCCCGGGAAACGCUGCUCUUCCUCCAGAGCGAAGGAAUACCCACGGAGUCGCCACUCUACCAGACCCUUCUCGGCAAACUAGUGGGCCAGAGCGAUGGACUGCUGCAUGCUUAGGCGCCGAACUGGAGGGCAGGAGCUCCUCCGCAUUCUAGUCACUUUGCUGCGAUCUCAUUGCAAGUAAAACGAGCGAGAGAGAGAGAGAGAGAAUCCGAGGGUUUGGCACUUUUUGCUUGGGGUGGAAAUGGUGCUAUCCGGGAAUCUGCGUAAUCCUAAGCUGUUUACUCUAGUCAAUUAUUGUGAAGCAAUAUAAAAAUCAUAAGGAACAACGAAACAAAUAAACUAACAAAUAGAAUA
This is a messenger RNA of Drosophila elegans, 928 nucleotides long. RefSeq names its product zinc finger protein squeeze. The coding region runs from base 137 to 688 and encodes 183 amino acids. The transcript has a single exon. The record is from RefSeq and is a predicted model, not a curated record. NCBI's taxonomy places the organism in Eukaryota, Metazoa, Arthropoda, Insecta, Diptera, Drosophilidae.